This is a messenger RNA of Salarias fasciatus (jewelled blenny), 1130 nucleotides long. RefSeq names its product CMP-N-acetylneuraminate-beta-galactosamide-alpha-2,3-sialyltransferase 1-like. The record is from RefSeq and is a predicted model, not a curated record. The transcript is spliced from 6 exons. NCBI's taxonomy places the organism in Eukaryota, Metazoa, Chordata, Actinopteri, Blenniiformes, Blenniidae. Gene Ontology annotation, molecular function: beta-galactoside (CMP) alpha-2,3-sialyltransferase activity. The coding region runs from base 22 to 1026 and encodes 334 amino acids. Gene Ontology annotation, biological process: sialylation. Gene Ontology annotation, cellular component: membrane.
CACCGACUGAUCUGCAACAACAUGUCUCUGCCCAAGCGGAGGAAGAUCCGGACUCUGGCCCUCCUGCUCUGCGCCAUCACGUUCACCACCUUCCUGUUCAGCUACACCCUGCGGGACCCCUCCAUCUACUUCUUCAAGUACGCCUUCCGCCUGUCCGACAACCUCUUCUCCAAGGGGCCGUGCGCCUGCCGCCGGUGCAUCGCCGAGCUGGACGACGAGCCGUGGUUCGCCGAGCGCUUCAACCAGUCCAUCCACCCGCUGAUGACCCGCGAGAACAGCGUCCUCUCCGACGACACCUUCAAGUGGUGGCAGUGGCUGCAGUCAGAGCGGCAGCCGGCCAACUUCACUGAGGUGGUGGAGGAGCUGUUCCAAGUCAUCCCCGACGAGGUGCUUUACAUGGACGCCGGCCCCGAGCGCUGCAGGACCUGCUCCGUGGUGGGCAACUCCGGCAACCUGAAGGGGUCUCGCUACGGCGGCGCCAUCGACUCCAGCGACUUCAUCAUCAGAAUGAACCAAGCUCCCACCUCUGGCUUCGAGGAGGACGUGGGCGCCAGGACCACGCAUCACGUCAUGUACCCAGAGAGCGCCAUCGACCUGGACAACACCACCAGUCUGGUGCUGAUCCCCUUCAAGACUCUGGACCUGCAGUGGAUCAUCAGCGCUCUGACCACUGGCACCAUCACACAAACAUAUUUGCCAGUCACAGCCAGGAUAAAGGCAAACAAAGAUAAGGUGCUGAUUUACAGUCCAGCCUUUUUCAAGUACGUGUACGAGUCUUGGCUGGAGGGUCACGGACGGUAUCCCUCCACCGGAUUCCUCAGCCUGCUGCUCGCCAUCCACAUCUGCGACGAGGUCAGCGUCUUCGGAUUCGGGGCGGACCAGUACGGCAACUGGCACCACUACUGGGAGGAGAACCACCUGGCCGGGGCCUUCAGGCACACGGGCGUCCACGACGGGGACUACGAGUACAACGUCACCCUGCUGCUGGCGGACAAGCACAAAAUCCGGAUGUUUAAAGGCAGAUGAUAGCGAGCGCUCGCCUGACGAACCUCAUCCGCCUGUCAACCUUGAAAAAUAGGGUUCUUCUUUUUUAAUUCCCCCUGAUUUCCAAAGACACUUUUUCUUUUGAC